CACCACCAACGCCAAGAUCCAAAUUGCCCACAACACAAGCCAAUCAACAGAGAAUUCCGGAAACUCUCUUCAUAUCUGUCGCAGGGGAGCUCUCAGCCGUGCCUCUCGUAUAGGAAAUGAAAAUAUGCAGUGGCAGUACCGAGCGGCGCAGGGCAAUGGGAGCGCGGCAAGAAUGGAGGUCAUUCAAGCCGAUCGAGCCCUUUUAACUAUCAAUCCGAACCCCCGAGGUCGAAUAGGGCUCCGUUAGAACCUCCUUCUGCAGAAAGACCGUUCGUACAAGCUGCAAGCACAAGAGGAUACCAUGGGGUCGUUCAGUUUCGGUGCUGCAAUCUCGCGCCCCGGUGCCGCCCUUUCGCUGGCCAUGGCCUCCUCUCUUGUCUUGUCACAUCUCUCCUCAGCUCAAGACGGGAAGUCAUGCCAGCCUUAUACCUGGGAUUCUCUUUCUCAGAUGCGCAUUGCCGCGGCCGAUGACGACUCCGGGCCAACUGAAGGUACCCUUAUCAUUGUUAACCCGGGCGAGGUCAACUGCCGGUAUUGGACCGAUACCCCAAAAGACGUUAGCUAUUACACAUGCUCGGAGCUUGCUCAGCGCUACGAUAUGCCCAGCGACCUUUUUUUCACUCUGAACCCAAGUCUUGAUAGGGACUGUGGUAACAUCAAGCCCCAGACCGAGUACUGCGUCUCAGGGUUUAUUGAGCCCGUUAGGGCUGUUGAUGGUCUCUGCGGCCCUCGUCAUAACAACGCUACCUGUCUCGGAACCGACAAGCAGUGCUGCAACUCGGAGACGUGGGCCUGCGGCGAUUCGACCGAGGACUGCGCCCCUGGAACCUGCUACGAGGGCGACUGUGUGGGCGAUACUGUCUAUAGCACCGAUGGUACAUGUGGACAGGACUACGGCUUUCGCGUCUGCGCUGGCCGCUGGGGAAGUUGCUGCAGCCUAAACGGUCGAUGCGGCACGGGCGACGCUUUCUGUGGUCUCUUUGCCUGCCAGAAUGGGGACUGCGACAUUUGGAAGCAGGACGAACAGCCGGCUGGCACAAAGUGGACGAAAGACGGUACCUGCGGUGGCGCGGAGGGAAUGAGGUGCUCGGCCGAGUGGGGGAGGUGCUGUAACCCAGGACGGGUUUGGAAUCUGUGCCUCGACUUCGACAUCUCCCGUGUCCACACUCACAUCCGCUUCGUCCACGCCUGCGGCCAUUUCGACGUCCACGGUCCCAGGAACCUCGACUCUGGGAACCACCGGGACCUCUGUGACAACCACAGGCACCUCCACAGCGGCUCCCUUUCCCGCCUGUACCGGCGGCUCGAACGCGAUAGGUAUCACAGAAAACCUCAAGGGCCUGUGUUCAUACAGCUGUGA
Molecule: messenger RNA, 1360 nt
Organism: Colletotrichum scovillei
Lineage: Eukaryota; Fungi; Ascomycota; Sordariomycetes; Glomerellales; Glomerellaceae
Exons: 4
Coding region: 302-1360 (352 amino acids)
Molecular function (GO): chitin binding
Source: RefSeq, a predicted model, not a curated record